This is a messenger RNA of Blastomyces gilchristii SLH14081, 927 nucleotides long. RefSeq lists its product as uncharacterized. Bases 1 to 927 code for a protein of 308 amino acids. The record is from RefSeq and is a predicted model, not a curated record. The transcript has 3 exons. NCBI's taxonomy places the organism in Eukaryota, Fungi, Ascomycota, Eurotiomycetes, Onygenales, Ajellomycetaceae.
AUGGAGCCAGUCGUCACGUCAGUGGUUGGUCCAGACUCUGAGUUUCACGACCCGGAGCGUGUAAAACUAAUUGGGUCCAUCCUUAGAGCAAUGAGAGAACUGGAAAUUAACGCUGGUGCUGACCCAGGCACAUGGCUUCCCCUCAACGAACUAGUUUGGAGUUGUAUUUGGUUGUCUGAUAUAGAACGCCUUGCCGACCUCACCUCUAGUUUUGAAAAAGACCCUUCUCAUAUUUUCCAGAUUUUAUAUGCCACAUUUUCGCUCACAGAGUUGGGAGCUCUGUGGACUAGCCAACGGUCGACAAGCUCCACGCCUAUAAGUCUGGACCAAGUACACCAACCAACCCAAGAGUUGAAACCACACCGUCCAAACGCGCCCCUAGUCCAUGUAGAAAGCGAAGAAGAAUUGAGUCUUCCUCACCUCGAUCUGACCCCACCACGACCCGAUCUUCCUCCAAAAAAGUUACGGAAUUACCUGGAUAGUCUGCGACUUUCAACUGCUGCGCUUCCUGAGGAUCCGAGCCAGGAGUUUACUGUUGAACCUCCGUCAUUCCCUGCCAACCUUGGACAGGGUGGUCGAGAGUGUGUUUAUGGCGAGCGUCCAAACAUUCGCCUUUUCAACUGUGAAGCCAAUGAGCUUAUUUCAUCUGGACAGGUGAUAACUCUAACAACUGAAGACCCCGAAUCCCUGCCACUGCCGGAUUUGAAGCUCCUUGACCUUCAAUGGAAAUUGCAUAGAGUCCUUGCUCUUGUAGCCGCUGCCGGGUACAACGAGGACGAGGAUGAAAACUAUGAUGACGAUGAUAGAUAUGGACGUGAGCCAGUAAUUGUCUCCGGGGAAGAGGAUUCGUUGGAUGAGUAUGAGAAACCUUGGGCUAAAAAGCCCUUUGAAUCCCAUACAUCUACUACUGCUAUGGGGAUUAUCUAA